UUAAUUAUUGAUUAACACAGUGCAGUACACUGGAAGGAAUGUUUGUGUUACUGAUUCAUGUUACUGGGUUUUAAGUUUACUACAGAUAUUGAAGAUAGCUGAAAAGGACAUGUGAGUGAAAGUCCUUUUAAUCAUCAGUAUCAAUGAAAAAGCAGAGUAUUGUUGCAUUUAUAAAGAAUGGGUUUGAUAAUAGCAUUGUAAUAUAAAUUCAAGGUGUGUACUUUCUUGGAAAAAUAUCUUCAACUGUACACUUUUCUCAGAAAACAGAAAUCGGAGUUCAGAAACAGGUGACAAUAUGACCAUAUUUGAAAACAUAAUAUAAGUAGAUCUGAGUAACUGAAAGUGAUUAUGAACAAAAUAAUGCAUAUAUAGGCAUGUAAAAUAAUAGCUGAAAAAUAUAUGAAAAGGACCCUGGAAAUACUCUAAUAAGUCUAUUAAACUGGAAGACCACAUGUUCUCUGUAGUGCUCAGUUAAGGUUGUAUGUAUUUGGCAGAAGACAAUAGUAUGCUCAAGAAAUUACUCAAAAAAAUUCCUUCAAUGUUUUAAGAAUAACAACCCACUAAUUAACUUUUUUCCCCACAGAGUUUUAAACCACUUACAGUAGUCCAUAUUAGGAGAUUAGUCCUUGACUAAUUGUAGGAUUUUUAAUAUUAUCUCAGAUACUUCGGAGUAUACCUUAUAUUUGCUCUUGUGCACCCAUCAUCAAAUAGUUGUUAGAGAAUAGUGAAGUGUCAAGCACCUAAGUUGGGGAACAUGCUUUUAGGGCUAGCCUAAUGGGCUAGCGGUUAGUUGCAAGAGAUUGUGCUUGAGAGUUCCUGUCCCUGCUCCACAAGUUAACUCAUUGUUCCUUUUUGUUACUGCUUUGUGCAAAACCAGUUCUGCUCUGGGUUCAAGGUGUGUAACACAAGCCUCUGAUCUCCUGGCUGCAUUAUAAACUGCUACACAAAAGACUGUCAUACUCACUUUUUUUCUCGUUUCUUUUUCCUAAAUAGCAUUUGAAUUAUUUUCAAUACAAAGUUUUCACUUCAACAAGAAAGUCAAGGACUGCUCUGGUGCAGAGUAACCUGUGGCAUCAUCAUUAAAACACUGUACUGUUCUUGCUCCAGGACUGUCAAGUUGCUAUAUGCUGACUUCACCACCAGAAGAGCAGUUUAUGAAUGAAAACAUGAAUUAAUGUAAUUUGAUCUUAGAUUUAGAAGCAUCAAACCACUGUUCCGAUCUGUAAAUGUCUGGAAAAGGCCACUACAGAAAGCAAUAAUCUACCUUUUGGACCAGGCCAGUUACUGGUAUUAACCUGUUUGAGAGUUGUGUUAUUGUGGUCUGGUUAGGAGAAUAUUUUUAUUAAUUUACUUUUUUCAGAAUAUGAUAUUUUUAAGACAAUUUUUGCCUAAACUGAGCAUACUUGAACUGUUUAAUAAGCCAAUUUCUCUCCCUUCUCAUGAGAAAUUUCUUGUGAUGGUAGUUAUAAAUGCAGCAGCCUAUGACAUUAUAAUUAAAAAAAAAACAAACAGAAAGCCCUUCUCAGAUUUGGAUUUUUCCAGUUCCUUUAUAAUAGAAGUAUUUAAAAAGCUGGAGUUAGAAAUUAAUCUGAAAAGUAUUACCUUCACAAGGAUGAAAAUAGAAUUAGUAUGCUUACACUUUUUCUCUAAAUAAUACAGACUCCCUGAAUUGGCUGCUAAUGACUGUUGAGGCCACCUGUUCCUUACAAAAAUAAGUAUCUAUUCCUAGAAGAAGCCUCAAAAAAGAACUUAAUUUUUUUAAACAAAAAAUUUUUACAAAGUUCUGAAGUUGAGGGUUUAAUUCUACCAUUUUCAUUCAACGGAGGGUUUAGCAGAGUCCUAGUGUAAGAUUAUAUAGUACUGAAACUGAAUGCAUAUUCACAGAACAAAGAAAUGGGAUAGCCCUUCCCACAGAACUAAGGAGCAACCUGAAAAUUUAUUUAUAAGUCAAUGUGUAAAAAAAAGGGGGUAUGUGCUUUCCAUGUUCAUUGAAUUCAAUUUUAGUAAACAUCAGAGAGAAACUGAGUUGGCUGGAUGAGGCUUGCACUGCAGUCUGUGCUUGAUCAGUGAAAAAGAAGAGUAACUGGUGUGUAGUACUUACUGGCAGAAGUUCUGUGGCCACCAGAAAAUCAUUUGACAGGUAACAAAGAUUGAGGAAGAGAGAAUAGGCUCUUGAAGAGGAUUCUUAACUCUCUGCUGGGUCCAUUGAUAAAAUCCCUAUGAAGUCUACUGUAUAUCGAACUCUUUGAUGAUCUCAGUUAAGUGAUUCUCUGUUGUCUAGUGAAAGCUCAGCAUGAGAUAAAGGUUCCUGGAGACUUCUAGGCCUGUGUUGAGGGAGCAGGAUUUCACUGCUGUUUUGGCCAGAGAGGUAAAAGUUCAGUGUCUUGAAUAUCAAAAGGAGUUAAUCAGACAAAACCUUUGAAGCUCCAGCUGAAAAACUGUCCAGGCUGUGCUUUUGAGUGGAGCUGAUGAAAGCCUUUUCAAGAAUGUCUUCUAGAUUACUGUAUAAAAAAAUAAAACAUCCUGGUGUGUUUCAAAUUAGAUUUGAAUGAGUUAUUAACAAUACCACUUCUCAUCCAUUUUUGGAAAAAUGCAGAAAAAUUCCCAUGUUAUUUCUUAAAUUAGUGUUUAUUACCAAUAGAUAUAGCUAGAAAGCUGUAUAUCUUUGUGGGGACAAUUCCUGAUGUAAAUGCAGUUCCUUAGAGCUUUUGUUGAAGAAAUUAACAGAGGAGGCUCCAGAGUGCAGGAAUGUAUUCUUCUGAAGCAAACAUAUUUCUUUUAAUUUGUUCUAACCUUUUCCUCACUUCAUUCCAUUUACAUUGACACUGACAUGUUAGAGCUCUGGAAAGUAAUUACUUGAUAUGAAAACCUAGGCUGUGGAUAAAUCACAGUCUGAGUUACAAUUUUUCUGAGUUUCAGCUAAAUUUAAAAAUAGUAUUUUUUCAUAUAUAUAUGUAUAAACAAUAUACUAGCUGUUUUAUAUCUGUAAUAUUGUAUGUUACACUGAGCUGUUCUUUUCAGAAGCUUCAAAAGCUUGUUUUUCUAUAAGCAAGGUAUUUUUCUUUGUUUUUAAAUGAGCAAUGACAGAAAUCACUGCAUGUACAAAUGUCAAGGAGAAGGGUAAUAAUUUAUUUUCUUGGAGUUUAUACUUAUUUUGCAUAGUUUUCAAUAUUCUGUAUGUAUGAGAUAUCAAGAGUAUGGAGUAUUUGUUCCACUUACGUAAGUAUGAUGAGUUUAGUUUCUGAACAUCAGAUAUACCAAAGAACAAACUUGACAGAAUUUCAGAUGUAAAGCCAAAUUCAAGUACUGCAGCUCUGAGGUUCACAGUCAUCUUCUAAUGAUGAUAAUUAAUUCACAUACCUUCCUCUCUUGGAUUUAAUAUAAUUUCAGUUUACAAAAAAAAAUAUCUUUUGUGAGGUAUGAAUAACUGAAUAAAGUUGUUAUGGUUUUUAUUUAUGUUUUCUUUACUUCCUUCCUACAAAGCCACCACUAUGGCUGCUGCAGUGAACUUGGAGCUUGAUCCAAUUUUUCUGAAAGCUCUGGGCUUCUUGCAUUCAAAGAGUAAGGACUCUGCUGAAAAGCUGAAAGCACUUCUUGAUGAGUCUUUGGCCAGAGGAACUGACUCAAGUUAUCGUCCGUCUCAGAAGGAAAUAGAACAACCAAAAGUAUCUGUUACCAAGCCUAUUUCCAGUAAACAAGAACCUAAGGCUUCUUCUAGUUUGCCUUCUGGCAACAACAACGGCAAGUCCACUGUGUCAGAAAAGGUGAAAAAAGAAACAGAAAAGAGAACUGCUGAUAAAAUAAAAGGGGAUACUGCUGAAGGAGCUGAUGCACCAAAGAAACCUAGACUAGAGAAGCAGGAGGCUCGUUCCUCCCCUAUUACAGUACAGACAAGCAAGGAUUUAUCCAUGCCUGACUUAUCCAGCUUUGAGGAAACCAGUGCUGAUGACUUUGCUAUGGAAAUGGGAUUAGCCUGUGUUGUUUGCAGGCAAAUGACAGUUAUUUCUGGGAAUCAGCUAGUGGAGUGUCAGGAGUGCCAUAAUCUCUACCACCAAGAUUGCCAUAAACCUCAGGUGACAGACAAGGAAGUGAAUGAUCCUCGACUUGUAUGGUAUUGUGCCCGCUGUACCAGGCAGAUGAAGAGAAUGACUCAGAAGACACAAAAACCACCUCAGAAACCAGCUCCUGCAGUGGUUUCAGUUGCACCAACUGUGAAGGAUCCAUUAGUCAAGAAGCCAGAAAUUAAAUUAAAACCUGAGACCCCACCAACUUUUCUAUUCAAGAGAACAGAGGUCAAGACCUCUGCAGCAAUUUCAGGGAACUCAGCCAGUACAAGUGUUUCCUCUUCAGCAACCAGUGGCCUUACAGGAUGGGCUGCUUUUGCAGCCAAAACCUCCUCUGCCAGUCCGUCAACUGCCAAACUGGGAUCAACAGCACAGAGCACCAGUGGGAAACCUGCAGCUUCUUCAAAUAACCAGAAACCUGUGGGUUUGUCAGGGUUGGCAACUUCCAAAACAGGACUAGGGUCAAAAAUAGCUUCUGCCAACAACAGCACUAGCCCUGUUCAGCUGAAACCUCCCCCUCCUCUAACACUGGGGAAAACCUCUCUUAGCCGCUCAGUAAGCAGUGACAAUGUCAGCAAAGUCGGUCUCCCGAGUCCCAGCAGUACCACACCGAGCACCAGCAGCCAGGUGAGCAGUGGGAACGGCAACAGUGGGUCUGCAGGUAACAGUGGGGGCAGCGCCAGCAAAACCACGGCAGAUGCUGGUAAUCAGUCAGCCUCCCUAAAAGGCCCGACUUCUCAGGAAUCUCAGCUCAAUGCUAUGAAAAGGUUACAAAUGGUCAAGAAGAAGGCUGCUCAAAAGAAACUCAAGAAGUAGUAUGGGUGCUGGUUAAUUUUGUUGGUUGUGUUCUGUGAAGCAGCAGUGUUGGUGUUUUUCUUAAAGAAAAUUCCCUGGUUACUGGACUGAAACAGUAGUUAAAUCAGGGAAGCCCAAUAUCUGUUAUACAGGAGGUCGAACUUUGAUAAUCCUAGUAUUCCUUCUGACUUUGCAAAUCUAUGAAUUGAAUAUGUUGGAGGAAUUUGCUAUUAUAUGCUCCUGUUUUUAGCAAAAAGCACUGAAACUUGAAAUUGUAAGAGUUGGGUAUUUUGGAGUAUUAAAAAAAUGAAAGAUUUAUGUGGACACUUAAUAAAUUGAACUUACUGAAACUGUCAUUCAUAAACUUUAUUAAUAAAAAUAUUAUUAAUCUGGGUAAUCA
Molecule: messenger RNA, 5259 nt
Organism: Apus apus (common swift)
Lineage: Eukaryota; Metazoa; Chordata; Aves; Apodiformes; Apodidae
Gene: INTS12
Product: integrator complex subunit 12
Exons: 6
Coding region: 3456-4880 (474 amino acids)
Biological process (GO): snRNA 3'-end processing
Cellular component (GO): integrator complex
Source: RefSeq, a predicted model, not a curated record